GUGGCAUCCACAUUCAGCAGUAUCUCUUUGGACAUUUUCUUCUUGUAGUGAAUGGUUCCUUCCCUGCUCUUCCCUAUUCAUUCUCAAUCACCCCUUUUUCUCUUCUCUUUUGUCUCUCUCACUCUGCUCAAUUCAAAACAUCCUUUCCUUCUAAUCCAUCUGGAUAUUGGUUUCUUUGAGUGCAUAAUAUCAGCCUGAAGGUCUAAGUAAUUCAUUAUAUCUAAAGCCACACAGGAAAAGUCAGCAUGCGUUGGUUGGGUCUUUCUGUUGAUGUGUUCCGCCAAGUUAUACAGUUGAACUUAUAUUGUAAAGUUAUUCUGUAGAUCAUCAUUCCCAAAAAUCUGUGCUUAGCUACUGCCAUGGAAGCUAAUUGUUUGAUCGUUUCUUCUGAUAAGUAUAGAAUAGGCUAAAAGAUAGGAAGUGAAGGAACAUUCUGUAUUUUGUAUUUUCAGUAUGUUCUCAUCUCUUAUUAUUCUAAAGUUCUAGCUGAUUCUGAUUGUGUUUAGGUUGGGUAUCUUCAUUUUGAUAUUCUAUUGGGCUUUUCUUCUCUUUGUACAAUAACAUUAGAUUGAUUGAGUAUUGUGGUGAGAAACAAAAGAAGUUAUGGUGUGCCAAGCAGCGAGCCAAACAAGAUUCCGAGCAUUAAAACAUGAGUAUGGCAUUAACGGUGAAGCAACAAUUAUUGUUAGAGUGAUAGCAUGCUUUCAACCUUUGCAUUUUUGUCAGGCUGAGUACUUCCGUCAUUUGCUUAAGCCUGUCACGUAGAUUAAGUCAUAUUUGUUUCUCUUUAAGCUGGAGCUUGUAGUUUCCCCUUUUUCCCUCUUUUUCCUUAGAAAAUCAGGAAGUUAGAAAAGAUCUCUUACAAGAGCACCAUAACAUCUACUGGUCAUUUGUUUUGUUAGAUGGUUAAGGCUGACAGCUCCCUGCCUUGCUCACACCAUGUGGCUUGGCAAUCACCUUCUUUGAAUUACUUAAGCAUGCUGCCUAAGCCCGGCUCACUCGGUCUCCCAACAUAUCUGAACUCAAGCACUUCCAUCUUACCUCAUGGGCUUGCAGCUCCUUCUAUUCAAAGUCUGAGGACUCAGCUAACAAAUGAAGUGCAAGGAUACCUUAAGUAUCACAACGUAGACACAAGCCUGAAAGAAACGCAUCUUGGAGGAGCUUUACAAAAUGCAAAUCCUUCUUUGCAAAAGAGGUUACUUAUCUUUGACCGCUCUGAUAAUAAGACAAGGUUGUUUUAUGGGCAUGUUCCUCCUCUUGUCCAGAGUCCAAUUGUCACUGCUAAGAAGAUUGCUCAAAGUUAUGACGUAAAUGGGGAGGAACAGGCUAGAAUUAUGGGUCAAAAGCAUCUUGCCAGCUAUGGUUUACUGGAAGAGUCUGUUAAGGAUAAUGCAGUUAUUGAAGAAAGUGAAAAGCAUGAAGAUACGGAAGAAAUAAAUGCAUUACUUUAUUCCGAUGAUGACAGCAGUGAAUAUGAUGAGGAUAAUUGUGAUGAGGUAACAAGUACAGAUCGUUCUCCUUUGGCAACUAAAAGGACUUAUGUGAUACAAGAACAAUGUGAGGACUUAAAGGAGGAAGUUGCCAGCUCUUAUUGGCCUAAGAAAAAGAUGAAGUUAAUUACUGGUGGUGACAAUAGGUCAUCCUCACGUGUGGACAAAACUACUGUGGUACAACCAAAUGAAACCUGUGAUUAUGUUAGUGAUGCUGAAUCAAAGAACUCUAGUGGUUGGACAUAUUCUGUUGAUAAAACUAAAGUAGAUGAUUCAGUGGUGUGUGAUAUCAAAUUAAAAAAGGAUAAGAUCCGGGAAUCUUUGAGAGUUCUGGAGAAUUUAAUUCCUGGUGCAAAAGGAAAGGAGCCAAUGUUAGUCAUUGAUGGAACUAUUGAGUACUUGAAAGUUUUGAUGUCCCAAACUGGUUCUCUUGGGGUAGAAUAUCACUAAGUAGUACUCACAGUCAAUCAGUGAGUCAAUCACAGCCACGAAGGUUAUAGUAUGUUGGUUGAAGGACACAUCCAUGGUGAAAAGAUGUAGUUCUUUGAUUUAUUAGCUUUGUUGGUUGAUAUGUUUAUCUUAGCAUGUUUGCAUUUUGUCUUGUUUAACCCUCUUUCUUGAGGAGGUGCACAUAUAUGGUUGGGAAAUAAAGGUACUGAUGUUGAAAUAGAUAGUAUUGCACUUUGGCACUUGGGUUGGAAAAGAGUGCAGGAUAUGGGGUUUCAAUUUGUUGACCAACAUGAUUAUCCUGUAGCUUUUUUUUGAGGAUUAAAGAUCACAGGUUGAAGUGAUGGAGAUGGUAGUGGGGGGCUUUGCUGUAAAUGAGGACACUUUUUUUUCUCUCAAGUGUUGCACUCUCUUGGUGAUUGAAUGCAUGCGCAUUAGGCAACUGGGGUCCCACUCUCCACCCUCCCUUUUCAUUCUUGGGUUCGUGCUUUUGUCCUCUCUUUCAAGGUUGCACGCAUAUCAUGCUGGCAUAUACUCUAAAGUAACAAGAAAGUUUCCUGAUGUUUGGCAGAGCGAGGCUAGUGUUUCAUCAUGAAUUGCUGGGGCCCUUUGUUUGGAUAUAUAGCAUUUUGUGGUAAAGGUUACUUUGUUUUACAUGUUGAUGGAGUGCGGAAUGAUGACAAGCAAUUCUAGUUUCUGCUUUGUGAUUCAUAUUGGUGGUCUAGGUCUCCUUUUGAGGAUGCUAUUAUGAAGCUGUCAGAUGUGAUUGUAUGAAUAAUUGGAGUGUGAAUGGUUAUGGAAGUGUUAUAUGCAUCAGAGUGUAUCAUGGACAUAGUUAUCUGAUGUUGUUUUUAUGUUUGUAAAUAUCAUUUUCUGUCAAUAUGUGCUUCUCCA
Molecule: messenger RNA, 2831 nt
Organism: Vigna angularis (adzuki bean)
Lineage: Eukaryota; Viridiplantae; Streptophyta; Magnoliopsida; Fabales; Fabaceae
Product: transcription factor bHLH143
Exons: 4
Coding region: 903-1940 (345 amino acids)
Source: RefSeq, a predicted model, not a curated record